UGUAUAUUUGGUUUCCAGGAUCAGUGGUUUUGGCGAGUCAGGAACAACAGGGUUAUGGAUGGAUACCCCAUGCAGAUUACCUACUUCUGGAGAGGACUGCCUCCCAGCAUUGAUGCAGUUUAUGAAAACAGUGAGGGGAAUUUUGUCUUCUUUAAAGGUAACAAGUUCUGGGUUUUCAAGGACACUACUCUCCAGCCAGGUUAUCCACAUGAUUUGAUAACACUUGGAAGUGGAAUUCCUUCUCAUGGCAUUGAUUCAGCAAUUUGGUGGGAAGAUGUUGGGAAAACCUACUUCUUCAAAGGAGAUAGGUACUGGAGGUACAGUGAAGAAAUGAGAUCCAUGGACCCUGGUUAUCCCAAACCAAUCACAAUUUGGAAAGGUAUCCCAGAAUCUCCUCAGGGAGCCUUUGUCCACAAAGAAAAUGGCUUCACAUAUUUCUACAAAGGAAAAGAGUACUGGAAAUUCAAUAACCAGAUGCUCAAGGUGGAACCUGGCUAUCCCAGGUCCAUCCUCAAGGAUUUUAUGGGUUGUGAUGGACCAACAGAUCGAGAUAAAGACCGACAUAGCCCUCAAGAUGACGUUGACAUUGUCAUUAAACUGGACAACACAGCCAGCACUGUGAAAGCCAUAGCCAUUGUCAUUCCCUGCAUCCUGGCCUUGUGCCUCCUUGUCUUGGUUUACACUGUGUUCCAGUUCAAAAGGAAAGGAACACCCCGCCACAUACUGUACUGCAAACGCUCUAUGCAAGAGUGGGUGUGAUGUAGGGUUUUGGUUUUUUUCUUUCCCUCCCAGGAGUUUGUGGUAACUUGAGAUUCAACACAAGAGCUGUUAAUGCAGUUUCCUAGCUAGGAGCGGGCAUCUGUCAGUCUGAAACAAAGCUGAUCUUUAAAACCCAGGGGGUUGCCUGUCCUGCGCAUGAGUGGCGAUUCACUCAGCUGGGAAGCUUCCAUGCUACACAGUAUCUGCUGUUUCUUCAGUCCUUUGUCUUUCUUUGUCAUUCGAUUCUAGGCCUUUCCUCUGCACGCUCAAUGCCCUAUAAACUAUCAGGAUUAACUACCGAAGAGGAAACAAAUAUAUCUCCAACGUUUCUACAUUUAUCCCUUAAGGCCUGUUCCCCUUUGAAAAGUUUUUUGCUGAAAGUAAAUUUUUUUAGUAAAACACAACCAACAGUGGAACUUUCAGGAAAGUGAGAAGACCUAAAACAGCUUCGUCUCCAAAGAAGAUUGCUUUCUGUCUGCUACGGAUAAAGUCCUAUACUCCUACUUCCAGUUUUGUCAGGUGGGAGACUCGGAUGACACGCAGGACUUCAGACUGUUCGGACAGCCAUUUUCCAACAAACAAGGGGCCAAAAUAUCUGCAAUAUAGUAACAGCCUUAAUAAUACAUUCAUUUUGUGUUUUUUACAGCUGCUCUGGGCUACGUCCUCAAUGUUUUAAACUCAUUUAUAUUCAAUACUAUAUUCAAGCAGAACCUUUUUAUUGGUUUGUUUAAUUUUUGGUUGGUUUUCCUACAUAAUCUUUCCCAAGCUGUACCAAGCCAACUGCCCCAGGCCUUUCAUAGGUCUGUCAGGAGCACUCAUUCCAAAGCAUGGUAAAAAGCAGUGUGUCUCUGAAAUGGAUUUCGAUGAACUAAAGCAACAGACAUGCUUUUGAGAAACUUAACAUUGGUAUUACAUUGGUGGUGUAACCCUUUGAGAACUAUUGCAUUUGUUUUCAGAGUCUGGUGGAUGUUAAUCUUGGUUGUCAUUAAAUUAUAGGAUUGUGUAUGGGUAAGACAGGUUUUAAAAGAAAACCAGUUUUUCAAAACAGAUUUCCUGUGACUGCGAGUGUUUUUAAUUAUUUGCAUUAUUGAAAGAAAAGCAUUUGUAACAUAAAGAGAAAGCAAAAUAUGUUUACCAGCUACUUUCUGGUUUAGGGAACCAAGCCUAUUUUAAUAAUUUCUACCACUUACCUAGAAUUUUUCUGAACUGGCAACAAUUUUAUAGCUUAGCCUCUUAUCUUAAGCAUCUUGAAUUUCUCUUUUGAAACUAUGUUGCAUGAUGAUUCCAUUUGCCUCUGCAGAGGUAGAGUUCCAGUUUCAAAGGAAAGCUAAGAUGAUGACUCUGGUAUUGCAUGAGUAUCCUCUGGUGUGUUACCCCUUUGCAUGUUCAUCAUAGUUCUCAAAGGGUUAGUCAAAUUUCUGGCCUUCAGUUGAACACGGUAUCACUGAUGGAGCCAAGGGACCACCAAAACAUUUUGUCAUUCUGUGUAAUUUGUGCUAACGGCAGUAUUGUCAUUUUCAUGUGACCUGCAGAGCAGGUUUGUAUCAAUAUUUUUUUCCUAGAGAAAAGUCAGCAACUGACAGACCUCUUUAUUGAUUUUAGGAGCUGCUUCUUGCAGUGAUAGGCUUUACAGUCACUGGGCUGUGAACUUAUUAAAGAUGGUCAGAAUGAUGCACCCCAAAAGUCAGACACCUGGUUUUUUAUGAAAGCCAGGAUUUGAGGGGAGUAGCUUUUUGCAACAAUGAACAGCUUGCCUUGAACUUGAUUAUUGACCUGUUGACUGUCAUUACCAAGUUAAACAUUGUCUUCUGUGAACAGCUUCACUGUCUGAAUUUCCUUAAAGUGUACUGUCCUAUGUCUUUGAUCUUUGACCUUUAACUUGCAAACUGGCACAAACUGAAGGGAAUCUGGUGUUGCAAAUGACAAGCUUUAUUUCUUAAAAGGCCUGACACAAGAAAUUUGAGGAAAAAAAUUGAUGUGUUUUAGUAAGAAAGAACUGACAAAUGAAAAUAUUUAUGAUAGGUCUGUAGAAAGGUGUUUUGCUAUGUAUACAUGCACACUCUAAAAAUGAACAGCAGUAGAAGUUAAUUUUUAUUUAACUUUAAUACAAUUUUCAGUAUUAUUUCAACAAAUAGCUAAUUAUUAAGGAGAAGGUUGCAGGAAAGUAUUAAAAUACUUGAAAUGGCCAGUAUAGGCUUUUGCAUAAAAUGAGACUUUUAUUCUAUGUUCAACCAAUUUCUUACUGGUUUCUUAAUCCACAUAACUGGAUCACUUUUUAGAGAGUGUAGGUAUAUAUACAUAUAUAAUAUGAUUAUUAUUGUUUUGGUAAUGGAUAGCUUGACUGCCUUGAAUUUAUAUUGAGCAUAGCAUGAAAAAUAGUAUGCCUUUUUUCCAAUUACAUGAUUUUAUAUUGAUUUGAGGACUUAUGAACAUACAUGGUGUGCUAUAAAGCAUUGCAAACUUAUUUCUUAGAGCAUAAACAGAUAUACAUAAGUGCGGUUAUCAAAAAUGAAGAUUAGGAAAAGGAUAUAGUUUCACAGCAAAUAUGCAAUGCAAAUGGCAUUUUGGAGAUGUUUUAUAGAGGUACUGUAGGUUAGAAGCGCACCAGUAUCAGCCCAUGGCAUAAUUCAGUAAAUCCAAUUCAGUUGUUGCUGAAAAUAUAGAUUUGUUGACAGUUUAGUAACAAGGUAUUUACCGCAGAUCAGCUCAUUUGGUGAAUUUGGCAUUCUGUUCCUGUUUGUUAUAUAUAUUGUGUGUGUUUGCAUACUUCUAAAAGCACACAAACGCACACAUAAACAUACAUGCACAUUUUUAAACACGGAGAAAUUUUUAUGGUCAACAAACUACUAUAACUUAUGUUCUUCUACAGACAAAACAAAAUGUUUGAUGUUGCUGUUCCAAUUUUGUCCCUUGGAUAGUUGGCGGAAAAUAUUAACAGAACUACUUAUUCUGCAUUUGUUUUUUCUCUGCCAUAGGAGAACUUAUUUAAUAUUAUUUUGAAGUCAGAACCACAUCUCAUCUGUUUGUUUCACUUGAAAAUUUCGCUUCAAUUUUGAAAUACCUUUCAUGGCAGCUUUAACUUUUUGUGCAACUGUUUCCCUGACAGUAAUGAAGUGCUAAGCAUGUUGACUGUUGUUCUUUCAUAAGGUAAUGAAAAUGUUUGUAUUUGCAGAAUUUAAUUAUGCAGGAAGGUAAGUGUGAUAAGUCUAGUGCUUGGUAUAUGGUACAUCAUAGAUACAUGAAUACACAAUAAGUUGGUUGUUUAAUCUAUUUUCAUUUAUGUAAAAGUGCAUAUAUGCUAUAUACAGAGAGAGGGAAAAAACUAAUAUUAUAUUGGCAUGUUUAUGUCAUGCAGAGCAAGAUUGUGUCAACAUUUCUGUUACAUACUCAUAUUUUCAGUAGGUUGUAACACAGUCAUAAAGGUUUGCUUUAAGUAAAAGAUGUAGGAGCAAUUGUGUUCACUGUAAUUUCCAAAUACAUACUGGCUAGCUUCAAAUUAUAAAAGUUCAGAGUAAAUUAGUGAUGUUGCCUGAUCUAAUUUUGAACUCAAAUGAGUAAAAGUUCUAAGACAAUGUUUCUUUUUUUUUUUUAAUACUUAUUUCUCUACCAGGGCCUAUAACUACCAGAAAAAGUGAAUUGAAAAUAUUUUCCCUUCUGCAAUCUGGAUUCCUGCUCACGUGCCGUAACUUUUAAAAUAAACAUUUCCAUAUUGCUA
Messenger RNA from Acanthisitta chloris (rifleman), 4474 nucleotides. Its product is annotated as matrix metalloproteinase-16-like. Gene Ontology annotation, molecular function: metalloendopeptidase activity. The transcript has 4 exons. The record is from RefSeq and is a predicted model, not a curated record. Bases 55 to 759 code for a protein of 234 amino acids. NCBI's taxonomy places the organism in Eukaryota, Metazoa, Chordata, Aves, Passeriformes, Acanthisittidae.